AGUUUGUAAGAUGGUUUGAUGCCUGAGUGCAGAUUUCCAUUUCACACUCCUCCAUACAUUUGGCUCUGUGGCUGAUUCUCCCAGCAGAUUAUGAUCUCACAGCAGAGUGGGAAUAGAAUCAGCCCUUCAUCUGGAGCCAGGGAUCACGUCAGGAUUAAGUGCAUGUGGGUGGUGGUCACAGUCAAUGCUCAGGAGCAGUGGAGCUGGAAGCAUGCAGUUCUUCUGGCUUUUCCCUUUUCACCUUGCAGGAAGUUAAUUUGUGGAUUGUUGUUGCUUGAGGAUGAAGAAUGACUCCGAGAUAAAAAGAGAAAUUUGAGUGAGUCAGCUGCCCACAACAACCACUGAACAACAUGAAGGUGAAGUGGACCAUGCUGGGCAUGGUCGUCUUCUUUCUGCUCUCUGUGGUCAUGACGUGCUGUUUCAUAUGGCAGUACAGGAUGCCAAAGCUGAAGACAGCAGUGAUUGUAAAAAAAGUGACAGUAGAGGAGAUGUGCCCUCGUUUUCCUGAGCCCGUGCCCCUCAAGCAUCCCAUCACAUCACUGAGGGUGGCCUUAGAAAAGAUAGACGUACUCCUGAGGUCAAGUGUUCACACCACCAAGUUACCAGCGAUAUCAGCCAUCGUGGUUUUAAAUGACUCUGUUCUGUGGAACGGACACUUUGGAAAGAAAAACAUAACUGAUCCUUCCUCAUCUGCACCCAAUGAGUACACAGUGUACAGAAUUGCAAGCCUCUCUAAAAUCUUCCCCACACUGAUGCUGUACAAGCUGUGGGAGGAUGGCCUGGUAGACUCUCUGGAUGACCCUUUGGAGAAGUACGCAAAUAAUUUCACCAUCAAGAACCCACUCGGGAAAAGUGAGGGACCAGCAUCCUCGUCAGUCAGGACCCUCAGGAGCCGCUCUCCAGCACUCAGUCUGCGCAGGAUGGCCAGCCAGGUCUCUGGGUUACCCAGAAGAUUAAGGUCCACUAAUCUCCUCUGGAGUGGAGACACACAGUCAGCUCUGAUUUUGUUGCAGGAUGAUGUCCUUGUGGCAGACCCAGGCACCAGAUGCCACUACAGCAAUGUUGCUUUUUCCUUAUUGGCCAAUAUCUUGGCCCAGAAGGUGACUGGCACAGACUUUGAGAGCUGGGUAUCAGAGAACAUUCUGGAAAAGCUCAGAAUGGAGCAAACUGGAUUCAGCUUAACUCCAGACAUUCAGAGGCAGAUGGCUUUGGGUGUGUACAGCAAUGGCCAGCUGGCUCCACUCUACAACCUUGGCUGGUACCGACCUGCAGGUCAGAUGUAUUCCACUACUGCUGACAUGGCCAAGCUCAUGAUGGCUCUUCUAGGUGUACAUGUUGGGACCCUGCUCCGCCAGGACACCCUGAACACCAUGCUGACCCCGGUCUUACGAUGCCAUAAUGGCUACUUCGCCAACUCCACCGGUACACCAUGGGAGAUCAAUGAGCAGUUUGGCUAUGAUGUGGUGAGGAAGGACGGCGACCUGGAUGGUUAUGCGGCCACCCUCUCCCUAGUACCAAGGCUAAAGUUAGGACUGGUAGUCCUGAUGGCUGGGGUUCGGCCUGCAGACCAGGACAUUGUGAGCCAGGCCUACAGCUAUCUCAUCCCUGUGGUGGUGAACGCUUUCAGAGACACUCAACAAAUGCUCAAACCACCACCUGACCCAGCUCCUUAUAUUGGUUUUUUUACUUUUAGGAAUAUGACUUUCUAUGAAAUCAAAGUGGAUUCAGAUGGAGUGUUAGUGAUGCAGCAGUUUGGACCACAGGUUGACACAACUGUGCCGUCCAAGUACCGAACUAUUCGCUUGGAUUACCUGCAGGACAGGGUGUUCAGGGUAGUGUUUGAGAGCCCAUACCCUUGCAAACUAAAGUUUAACAGUGCCUCAGUGUCCCUUGAGGCACAGGACAGGCAGAUCUUUAACUUUUAUGUCUUCAACAAAAAAGGUGUGUCACCAGGAUUCGAUUCCCCAGGCCUCAACACUUACAAAGUGACAAGGAUAGCUGGCAGACCAUACUUAACUUCAUGAUCUCAUCCAGUUUAACAAGUUACUGUCAUUGUAAGUGGGGUGCUGUCGAGGAAACAUACAAUGAGUAACGUGAUAUUGCAUAAAUAUGAAAGUUUGGAAUGUUUCCAGUGGUCAGUGUCACCUCUUUCUUAAAUCAAUGUGAUUAAUCUGAAAUUUUAUUUUGAUUUAUAAUUUAUUUAACUCUCAUACUAGCAAUUUAAUAAUUUUGUCUUGUCCAGAUCUUUGAGAGGUAUUCUCCUGCAAAGUAACUAGUACAGGCAAUGCAGAACUGACACAUUGCUGUAUAAAUGUUUGCUAAGACAUGUUUGGUUAAUGGGCAGUAAAUCUUUCCUUAAAAGUGCCUACAGUGUGACCGAAUAAGAUAUGUCAAAUGAUGGUAAUUAAUAUCUUAAGCUUGUGAAAUUUAUAAUGAAAUAAUUGAAAUAAUUUUACAGCCUGCAGUUUGUAUAUCACUUUUGUCUGGAGGUAAAAAUAAUGCUUUCUUUUAUUGGAAUGUGUGAAUUUGUAAAAGAAAAAUCUCACUAAGUAAAGUUUGUGAAUGUGUAAUAAAGUUUGGUUGCUGUAGAAA
Molecule: messenger RNA, 2592 nt
Organism: Hippoglossus stenolepis (Pacific halibut)
Lineage: Eukaryota; Metazoa; Chordata; Actinopteri; Pleuronectiformes; Pleuronectidae
Product: putative beta-lactamase-like 1
Exons: 7
Coding region: 351-2024 (557 amino acids)
Source: RefSeq, a predicted model, not a curated record